AAUUAGUAGACCCCACAGUCCAAACUUGACAAGAACGCAGAAAUUUCAAUUUCAAGACUCACUCACUAUUCUCUCUUCUUAUUCUUCUUCUAUUCAACUCAACUACUUUGGUGCGUUCUGUGUCACCAAAAUUCAACAACGAUGAGAAUCUCAUUCUUCAUUUCUCUUCUUCUUCUUCUUACGAUUUCUACUGUUGCCGCCAACCACGGCGUUUUCAACGUCCAGUACAAAUUCUCCGACGAUCAACAACGCUCUCUCUCCGUUCUCAAAGCUCAUGACUACCGCCGUCAAAUCUCCCUUCUCACCGGUGUCGACCUUCCUUUAGGCGGCACCGGCCGCCCUGAUUCCGUCGGGCUUUAUUAUGCGAAAAUUGGAAUUGGAACUCCGUCAAAGGAUUAUUAUUUGCAAGUGGAUACUGGAACUGAUAUGAUGUGGGUUAAUUGUAUUCAAUGCAAAGAGUGUCCUACUAGAAGUAACCUUGGUAUGGAUCUUACGCUCUACAACAUAAAAGAGUCUUCAUCUGGUAAAUUAGUUCCGUGUGAUCAAGAGCUCUGCAAAGAGAUAAAUGGUGGUCUUCUGACGGGAUGCACUAGUAAAACUAACGAUUCCUGUCCAUAUCUGGAGAUAUAUGGUGAUGGCAGCUCCACUGCAGGUUACUUUGUAAAGGAUGUUGUACUAUUUGAUCAAGUGUCUGGAGACCUUAAAACUGCUUCGGCUAAUGGAAGUGUUAUAUUUGGGUGUGGUGCUAGACAAUCUGGAGAUCUAAGUUAUUCAAACGAAGAAGCGCUUGAUGGGAUACUUGGAUUUGGAAAAGCUAAUUAUUCAAUGAUUUCACAACUUUCUUCUUCUGGCAAAGUGAAAAAGAUGUUUGCUCAUUGCUUAAAUGGAGUAAAUGGAGGUGGUAUAUUUGCAAUUGGGCAUGUUGUACAACCUACAGUGAACACGACUCCGUUAUUACCUGACCAGCCACAUUACAGUGUCAACAUGACGGCGAUUCAAGUUGGCCAUACUUUCCUUAAUCUCUCGACAGAUGCAUCUGAACAAAGAGACAGUAAAGGGACAAUAAUUGACAGUGGUACAACCUUGGCCUAUCUACCAGACGGGAUCUAUCAGCCAUUAGUAUAUAAGAUUCUUUCUCAGCAACCCAACCUAAAAGUUCAAACUCUCCACGACGAGUAUACAUGCUUUCAAUAUUCUGGAAGUGUUGAUGAUGGAUUUCCAAAUGUCACCUUUUAUUUUGAAAAUGGACUCUCCUUGAAGGUUUAUCCACACGAUUAUUUGUUUCUUUCUGAAAAUUUGUGGUGUAUUGGUUGGCAAAAUAGUGGGGCACAAUCUAGAGAUAGUAAGAAUAUGACUUUAUUGGGAGAUUUGGUGCUUUCAAAUAAACUUGUCUUUUAUGACCUUGAAAAUCAGGUUAUUGGAUGGACUGAGUACAACUGUUCAUCGAGUAUCAAAGUGAGGGAUGAAAAGACCGGAACAGUUCAUUUAGUCGGUUCCCACACUAUUUCUUCCUCUUUCGCUCUAAAUACCAACUUGAUGACAAUCUUAUUUCUAAUUGUACUACUACUAUUCAUGUUGAUUUAUUGAAAUGGAUUAACUGAUACAUAUAACCAAAGUCAAAAGUAUGGUUAAAAUGAUUGAAAAUAGAAAUAACAUAAAAUUGCUCUGGGAGAAAUCAACACUGCAGUAACUCCAUGAUUUUGUAAACGUGCUUUCAAAGAAAGCCAGAUUGGGACCCUUCGCUGUGGAUACUAUUUUUCUUCCAAUGGCGAAUCUGUAUAUUGCAAUAGCCUAACACUAAAUUGUAUAUGAUAUUAGACUUUGGUUUUAGUAUUGGUUUCUAUGUCAAAUGUAUAAACUAAUAACUUGUAUGGAAUGUUGGAUAUAGCUAUUAGAUACAACUCGUCGAGACAGGAUAACUCACUAAUUUUGUACUACACUAUUUCAAUGCUAGCAGCGUUGCCUUUGUUUA
This is a messenger RNA of Medicago truncatula (barrel medic), 1972 nucleotides long. RefSeq names its product aspartic proteinase 36. The transcript has 10 exons. The record is from RefSeq and is a predicted model, not a curated record. Gene Ontology annotation, molecular function: aspartic-type endopeptidase activity. The coding region runs from base 142 to 1587 and encodes 481 amino acids. NCBI's taxonomy places the organism in Eukaryota, Viridiplantae, Streptophyta, Magnoliopsida, Fabales, Fabaceae. Gene Ontology annotation, biological process: proteolysis.